AUGGAGAUAGAAGAACAAAAAGGCACAGAAAAUGCAGUAAAAGAUGAAAGUGUGAAGCAGCCAGGGUCUGUCAAACCACCACCAAACAUCAUAGAGGAAGAGGACCCAGAUAAACACAUGGAGAGAGAGGCACUAAACAGGAGGAAUGCUUGGGAGCCCAGCACCUUCUAUUCCCUUGGGAAAGAAACCUUUUUCUUCACUGGCCAGGAGAUCAGCAUCCGGGAAUCACUCGACUCUUAUGGUGCCGUCAUCUGGCCGGGCGCUGUGGCUCUUUGCAAGUAUUUGGAGAAGAACCGGGAACAGAUUGAUCUGAUGGAUAAGGCAGUACUUGAACUUGGAGCAGGAACAGGCUUGGUGUCUAUUGUGACAAGUUUACUGGGUGCCUGGGUCACAGCCACUGAUCUCCCUGAGGUCCUGAACAACCUGAACUUCAACCUUUCUCGAAACACCCGAGGCCGUUGCAGGUACACACCUCAGACAGCUGCUCUGAACUGGGGUCAGGAUGUCACGCGUCACUUUCCAACCACUGUGUACCGUUACGACUACGUGCUGUGUGCAGACGUGGUCUAUCACCAUGACUUUCUGGAUAAUCUACUUAUCACUAUGAAGCACUUCUGCAAGCCAGGCACCAUACUAUUGUGGGCGAAUAAGGUAAGAUUCCAGUCAGACCUGUGCUUUACAGAAACCUUCAAAAAUGCUUUUAACACCACAUUGCUUGAAGAGAUCCCACAUGAGGAGGUAUGGAUCUACCAGGCUACAGCAAAGAAGUGAACAAAGCAAGAAAGAAGAGACAGAACUGUGUACUGUUGGGUCCAUAUAUUAUAAAACAAUGGGCCCAGCAACAUUAAAGGGAGAGUGCGCCACCUGUUGGCUGGGAUGCAGAAUCACAAGGAAUGAAGCUGACUGCUGUGAAACUGACAACAGGAUCCUAAGCCCGGGAUUUAAUAUACACUGUCCAUCCAAAAA
Molecule: messenger RNA, 966 nt
Organism: Triplophysa dalaica
Lineage: Eukaryota; Metazoa; Chordata; Actinopteri; Cypriniformes; Nemacheilidae
Gene: mettl21cb
Product: methyltransferase 21C, AARS1 lysine b
Exons: 5
Coding region: 1-771 (256 amino acids)
Biological process (GO): peptidyl-lysine methylation
Cellular component (GO): cytosol; cytoplasm
Molecular function (GO): protein-lysine N-methyltransferase activity
Source: RefSeq, a predicted model, not a curated record